Messenger RNA from Anopheles coustani, 1568 nucleotides. RefSeq names its product tRNA-specific adenosine deaminase 1 (gene Adat1). Gene Ontology annotation, biological process: RNA processing. Lineage: Eukaryota; Metazoa; Arthropoda; Insecta; Diptera; Culicidae. The transcript is spliced from 2 exons. The record is from RefSeq and is a predicted model, not a curated record. Gene Ontology annotation, molecular function: adenosine deaminase activity; RNA binding. Bases 1 to 1491 code for a protein of 496 amino acids.
AUGGAUAAAAGCUUAGCAAACCGUAUAGCUAGCGAAUGUUUGUCCAAGUUCGAUAGCCUUCCGAAAACGGGAAAACCUAACGAAGAUUUCGAAUGGACAAUACUGGCGGCGAUCGCGCUUGUUGUACGAGCGACUACCCCCUCGGAACCAUCGGUGCGUGUCGUUGCCCUGGGAAGUGGCACAAAAUGUCUCGGUGGGUCUGAGCUCAGCCCACGGGGCGAUUUGGUGAACGAUAGUCACGCGGAAGUGUUGGCACGGCGGGCGUUCCUACGGUAUUUGUUGGAGCAGAUAGAGGCUGCUGUUGGUGAUGGAAAGGAUGGAAGUAUAUUUGAGAGAAGCUACGAAUCCGAUGAGUUAAAAUUUGUGCUGAAGAAGGGCCACUCGUUCCAUUUCUUCACCACCCAUAGUCCGUGCGGGGAUGCGAGUAUAUUUGAACGAUCGGAUGGAGUCAGCAAGGGUGAUGAGGAUGAAGGACCGCAAGUGAAGCGAUGUCGUAUGGACAUACCUAUCGCGCUCGAAAAAGAGAGCUUCGGAAGCGUGGUUAUGGUGUCUGGCGAGGCAGGAAACCCUUCGAUCGUGGUUGGUGGAAAAACGGGUGGAAAAUUGCUUCAGACGGAAGCGGACGGUGAUCUAAUGGCACAAACGAUCGGAGCGGUCAGAACAAAACCAGGUCGAGGCAUUCGAACACUAUCGGUUUCGUGCAGCGAUAAGAUGGCCCGCUGGAGCGUGCUCGGUUUACAGGGUGCCCUGUUGAUGUUGCUUCUGGAAAAGCCCAUCUAUCUGGAAAGCCUUAUAAUAUGCGAUGGAACGGACCACUCCGUGGAUGCUUUGCAACGAGCAAUUUGGGGACGGUUUGAUCGAUCAUUGGCGGAAGAAACCGGAACCAUCAUUGAACAACCUUACCGACGAUGCAUUCCGGAACUCAUUGCAGCAACGAAUGGUAGAUUGUUCCGGUUUCGUAAAAAUCGGAACGUUGCUUCCGACACGAGGAAGUAUCAACCGUCGCCGUGUGGGAUUAUUUGGUGUGAUGUUACCGAAAGACCUCACGAGGUGGAAGUUGGCGGCCGUCGGCAUGGGGUGACGAAGCGCAAGCUUGGGACACCGGCGGCUCGUUUGCGGAUAUCGAAAAUCGAAUUAUUCGUUCGCUUCGCACGGCUGUAUCGCAUCUGCAGGGAGGCGAAGCUGCUUGCUGGGCAAACUUUGAAUAAUUUAGCACCGGACAAGGAGCCGGAGAUCAUGAUCCGCAACACAGCAGAUUCUGUACCGAGUGCAGUGGACGACGACGCGGCGAAGAGUGAAGGACAUCCGAAACUAAAGCAAAACCGCACCGACGAUGUAGCCAAACUUUCCUACGCCACUGCAAAGGCCCGCUCGGUUGGAUACGUACAGCAGUGGGUCCGGUUGCGGGAUGUGGCGUUCGAAGGAAAGUGGACCGUGAAACCGGACAGCUUGGGGCAGUUUCACAUGGACAUCAGCACUAGCUCAGCGUAGUGAGGAGUUAGAUAUGGUUUGAUAAACUGUCUAUUCUUGUUGCGGGAUAAUUGUUACACAAAUAAAAAGUAUCAACA